AUGAGCUGGUUCGUGGCGCGCACCUACUUCGACACUAUACGACCCGUGUACCGUGCGUCCCGGCUGCUGCUGGUCCACUUUACCACCAUCGACUUUUCCGCCCGGACCGUGCACCGGUCUUUGGCGGAUCUGGUCUGCUUCGUGCUGGCAGCACUGCUCGAUGUUUACAGUGCGUCCUGUGGACUGCGAGCGAUUCUGGCCUUCCUAAGUCUGACCGAUUCCGUCCUGGUCAACGUGGGAACGUACGGAGCUACGGUGCUUUGCUGCCUCUUUGCGGUGACCGUGCCCUGGUGGAACAACUACAACGGCUUUGUCAUCUUUGAGCUGUACAACAACAUUGCCAGGUGUAGCGAUGAGCUGCUGGUGCUGGGACUGACUGUGAAUCACCGGAGGAAGUUCGUACUGGCCACGGUGUACGUGACGUACUUUGUGAGCUUGCCGUUCCUAGUGUUGCUGACCUACAGCUACGCACCGUCACUGUUCAAGUGGGUUGGAAUGGAUCGGUUGUACACGGACUUUAGGUCGACGUUCGCUUUUGCCCGCAUGCUGCUGAUACUGUGUCUUUGCAACUGCUACUCUUCUCUUACGCUUCUAUCGCUCAGAACUCACUUUAAGCUGCUCAACGAAGCGAUUUGCAAAUACUUUCCAACGUCCGUUCAAACGCAGGCUUCACACGUAGGAGACGUACCAUCCACUCAGCGCUUGAUCCAAACGUUGGCCAAGCUGCACGAACGACUCAGUAACACGGUGCAACUGUUCAACCACUGCUUCUCAAUGCAGUACGCGGUCCUGAUGUGGGCAGGCUACGCGUUCACCAUAUUCUCGGCGUUCUUCCUGAUCCACUCGUAUACAACCGAUGUGACGGCGGAAAUGCGGUGGCUCUCCCGCACCAACAUGGUCCUCGAUGGCUUGUUCGUAUUUUACAUCGUGGAAUUCAUGGCGUUGGCGAGUGUUGUGAACUCGGAGUGCUCACGUACGGUAGUUGUGAUCCACAAAGUAAUAGCGUACGGAAGAUUCGAAAAACGGGUCUUGAAAGAACUUCGCACCUUCUCGCAGCAGUUGAGCCAUCACUCGCCACGGAUCACAUGCCACCUGUACGACUUCAACUGGGAAUUGUUUUACCGGAUGGCCGGCACGCUCACGACGUACCUCGUCAUUCUGAUACAGUUUGACUUGAAGAACAUCAACUACGAAACGCUUUAG
Culex quinquefasciatus (southern house mosquito) is the source of this 1203-nucleotide messenger RNA. RefSeq lists its product as uncharacterized. Gene Ontology annotation, biological process: sensory perception of taste. The record is from RefSeq and is a predicted model, not a curated record. Gene Ontology annotation, cellular component: axon; neuronal cell body; dendrite. Lineage: Eukaryota; Metazoa; Arthropoda; Insecta; Diptera; Culicidae. The transcript is spliced from 4 exons. Bases 1 to 1203 code for a protein of 400 amino acids.